AUGCAAUUCCUACUCAGCCUCGUUCUGGCUCUGGGCACGGUCAGCGCAGCGCCCUUCGAGCUCAUCUCUAAGCGCGCACUUGGAGACCACGAAAUGAUCCUUCAUGACAAGAGAGACGAAAACGCUUGCCCGGCUCACCUCAAACCAGGCCAAUUCGAAUUCCCGCACUACAUUACACAGGUGUCUUCGAAUCAACCGGACCGCGCCUUUGGACCGCAGUAUAGGGGUCGCGUUACGCCGAACGACAUCUCGUCUAUUUUCAGCUUCGAUGUUCCCCAAGACCGUGCCGAUGCUAACUGUACCCUCGAGUUCCUCUUCCCUACCCAGGACGUGUUGAAGACUUCUUACUACAAGUUCGAUGGGCCUGGGACAUUCCGCUUCACAGGGUACUUGGCCGGCAGCUGUCCUGACUCACAUACGACGUAUAACAACCAGCCGCAACCUGGCAAUCUCCCCGCGUUUCCGCCUAUUCACAUGGAACCGGGCUUCGCUUACACCAUCGAUGUCGGCCCUUGUACCUUUUCGGCUGGGAAAUGCGUAUCUGGGAUGCUUUCAUCAACUGACACCAGCUUUGAGUUCUUCCAGGAUCAGGGCAACUGCCCGAUCGGAAUUUACAACACUUAUAGCUAUGGGCUACCUUGCCCUGAGGAAUACUGCGGGUAA
Messenger RNA from Annulohypoxylon maeteangense, 663 nucleotides. Its product is annotated as ubiquitin 3 binding protein But2 C-terminal domain-containing protein. NCBI's taxonomy places the organism in Eukaryota, Fungi, Ascomycota, Sordariomycetes, Xylariales, Hypoxylaceae. The record is from RefSeq and is a predicted model, not a curated record. The transcript is spliced from 2 exons. The coding region runs from base 1 to 663 and encodes 220 amino acids.